CGGCGGUUCUUGCUGCUGCAUCCGCUGCUGCUGGUUGCUGUCAUCACCCGCCCACGCCUGGUCUGGUUGAAGUCGCGCAAAGGCCUGGAGAUGAGGGCGGGGGAGAGGGUGAUGUGGCUAAGAGAGGGGAGGGAAUAGUGGGCAAGACACAGCUUCCAGGCGGCAGGCGCAGCAUCACUGCGCAUCUGGCAGGAGGGGUCUCUGGGUCAGUGGCUGGGCAGCAGCCGCAGUGACUCGGUUUCUACCUGGCAGUUCGGUGGAGCCGCUUACUACCGAGCCAUCGUGGCCUGGGUAGCAUCAACUGGUGAGGGCGAAUGCGAACCUCGCAACACUUCUAAGCAAGCAGAGCCCAGGAAACCAGAGAGAUACGAAAGAAAGAGAAGCCCGGGAAGAGAAAAGGGCUCCGGCAGGAGCCCAGCUUCUCCGGGUUCCCUAAGGGGCUGGUGGAGACUCAUUACGUGGUACCAAGGGCAAAAUUGAAAAUGGCUUCCCCAGAACCUAUGAGCCUUGUCCCUUUCACCAGAGAGUCUCUUGAACUUAUGGAACAGCGUAUCGCUAAAAAACACAAUGAGGAUCAGCAAGAAGAUUUAAAGCCAAAUACUGACUUGGAAGUUGGAAAAGAGCUUCCAUUCAUUUAUGGAAAUCUUCUUCAAGGAAUGGUGUCAGAGCCCUUGGAAGAUGUGGAUCCAUACUACCAGAAUAAAAAUACUUUCAUUGUAAUAAAUAAAAAGAGAACAAUCUUCAGAUUCAAUGCUACCUGGUGUACAUUGUCUCCUUUCAAUUCAAUUAGAAAAACAACUAUUAAGAUGUUGGUACAUCCCUUUUUCCGGCUGUUCAUUUUAAUGACUGUCCUGACUGACUGCAUAUAUAUGUCCAUGACUGAUUUGCCAAAAUGGGGGCCAGCAUUACAGAAUACUUUGCUUGGAAUUUACACACUUGAAAUACUUAUAAAACUUACUGCAAGAGGCAUCUGGGCAGGACCUUUUUAUUUCUUUGGUGAUCCGUGGAACUGGCUUGAUUUCACUGUAACUUUGUUUGAGCACGUAACAAGCUAUUCGCCUCUAAACUUCGUUUCAACAUUUAGAAUUGCAAGAAAUUUGAGAAUUUUGAAAAUUAUCCCUUUAAACCAAGGCCUGAAGACUUAUCUAGGGAUCCUGCUCCAUUGUUUGAAAAAACUUGCUGGUGUCAUUAUCCUUACUCUGUUUUUUCUGAAUGUAUUUUCUCUAAUUGGGAUGGGGCUCUUCAUGGGCAACCUGAAGCAUAAAUGUUUGCGAUGGCCCCAAGAAAAUGAAACUGAAACCCUAUACAACAAAACUAGAAACCCACAUUAUCUUCGAGAAAUAGAAAACUUCUAUCAUUUGGAAGGAGAAAGAUAUGCUCUCCUUUGUGGCAACAGAACAGAUGCUGGUCAGUGUCCUGAAGGAUAUGUGUGUGUAAAAGCUGGCACAAAUCCUGAUGAUGGCUACACAAAUUUUGACAAUUUUGGCUGGGCUUUAUUAGCUCUAUUCCGGUUAAUGACACAGGAUUACCCUGAAGCACUUUAUCACCAGAUCCUUUAUGCUUCUGGAAAGGUCUACAUGAUAUUUUUUGUUGUAAUAAGUUUUUGGUUUGCCUUUUAUAUGGCAAGUUUGUUCUUGGGCAUAGUUGCUAUGUCUUAUGAAGAAGAAAAGCAGACUGCUGUUGAAAAAGCUAAGACUGAACCAAAAUUUCAUCACACUUUAAAAGAACUUCAAGAAGGAAACGAGGACACUGAGACCCAGACCACACAAAUAGAAAUGAAGAAAAGAUCACCAGCUUUUAUGAUCACUUCUUCGAAUAUGUUGGAUGAUGCUACUGUCAGAUAUGGAGAAGAACAUAAAAAAUCUCAGAAGAGAUGCCCAUUGUGUUGGUGCAGAUUUGCUAAAACUUUCUUGAUCUGGAAUUGUUGUCCCUGCUGGUUAAAAUUGAAAGAGUUUGUCCAUGUGAUUAUAAUGCACCCAUUUACUGAUCUGUUUCUCACCAUAUGCAUAAUUUUAAACAUAUAUUUUUUGACCUUGGAAUGUUAUCCAAUGAAUGAAGAAACCAUCAGUGUUCUCAGCAUUGGAAACCUGGUUUUUAUUGGAAUUUUCACAGGAGAAAUGAUUUUUAAAAUAAUUGCCAUGCAUCCAUAUGGGUAUUUCCAAGCAGGUUGGAACAUUUUUGAUAGCCUAAUUGUGUUCCAUGGUUUAGCAGAACUUUUUCUAGUGAAUGUUCAUGGAAUGGCUUUUUCUCGAUCCUUCAAGGUGUUGCGAAUUUUCAAGUUGGGGAAAUAUUGGCCAACAUUUAAGAUUCUGAUGCUGACUCUUAUUAACUCAUUGGUGGCUCUGAGAAACUUGAUCCUGCUGUUGUUCACAUUCAUGUUCUUUUCUGCUGUGGUCGGCAUGAAGCUGUUUGGUUUGAGUUACAAAGAAUGUGUUUGCAGCGUAGACAAAGACUGUCAACUCCCACGUUGGCACAUGAUGGACUUCUUCCACUCCUUUUUGAAUGUGUUCCGGAUUCUCUGUGGAGAGUGGAUAGAGACUUUAUGGGAUUGCUUUAACGUAGCAGGCCAAUUCAGUUGUAUUCCUUUUUACAUGAUGGUCAUUUUAAUCGGAAACUUAUUGAUAUUUUACCUGUUUCUGGCUUUGGUGAGCUCAUUUAGUUCAUACAAUUCUGCAACAACUGAAGAAAAUGAUGAAGCAAAAAAUCUCCAGCAUGCAGUGGCAAGGAUUAAGAAAGCAGUAAAUUGUGUGCUUUCUAAAAUAUUAUGCAAAAAACAAAAUCUUCCCAAGGAGAAAAUGGACAAUGUAAAUGGUACAUAUGUUAAAGAGAAUCUUUCUGACCAUACCCUUUCUGAAUUGAGCAACACCCAAGAUUUCCUCAAGGAUAAGGAAAAAAGCAGUGGCACAGAGAAAAUCACAAUGACGGAAAAUGAAAGUCGAUCACUUAUUCCCAGCCCUAGUGUUUCUGAGACUGUACCAAUUGCUUCAGGAGAGUCUGAUAUAGAAAAUCUGGAUAAUAAGGAGAUUCAGAGCAAGUCAGGCUAUGGAAGCAGCAAAGAGAAAGUAAAGCCAUCUAGCUCAUCUGAAUGCAGUACAGUUGAUAUUGCUAUCUCUGAAGAAGAAGAAAUGAUCUAUGAACGUGAAAAGCAUCCUAAAAAUGGUUAUAGACGAAGAUCUUCACCAGGUCAAAUCAGUAGAGAAUCUAAGAGAGGAAAAAUGUGGCAAAACAUAAGGAAAACCUGCUGCAAGAUAGUUGAAAACAAUUUUUUUAAGUUUUUCAUUGGCCUUGUCACUCUGCUCAGCACAAGUGCUCUGGCUUUUGAAGAUAUAUAUAUCGAUCAAAGAAAGACUAUUAAAAUCUUAUUAGAAUAUGCUGACAUGAUCUUCACUUACAUCUUCAUUCUGGAAAUGCUUCUAAAGUGGAUGGCAUAUGGUUUUAAAGCCUAUUUCACUAAUGGCUGGUACAGGCUAGACUUCAUGGUUGUUAUUGUGUUUUGUCUUAGUUUAAUGGGCAAAUCUCGGGAAGAACUAAAACCACUUAUUUCCAUUAAAUUUCUUCGGGCCCUCAGAGUUCUAUCUCAAUUUGAAAGAAUGAAGGUGGUUGUGAGAGCUUUGAUAAAAACAACUUUCCCCACUUUGAAUGUGUUUCUGGUCUGCCUUGUGAUCUGGCUGGCUUUUAGCAUUGUGGGAGUACACUUAUUUGCUGGCACGUUCUAUGAAUGCAUUGACCCAACAAGUGGAGGAAGGUUUCCUAUAUAUGAAGUCAGGAAUAAGAGUCAAUGUGAAAGUCUUGUCUUUAAUGAAUCUAUGCCAUGGGAGAAUGCAAAACUAAACUUUGAUAAUGUUGGAAACGGUUUUCUUUCACUGCUUCAAGUAGCAACAUUUAAUGGAUGGAUCACUAUUAUGAAUUCAGCUGUUGAUUCUAUUGGCGUGAAUAUGCAGCCUAAUUUUGAAGACAACAUCUACAUGUAUUGUUAUUUUAUUGGCUUUAUUAUCUUUGGAUUAUUUCUUCCUCUGACGAUGCUGACUGGUGUUAUUAUUGCUAAUUUCCAAAAGCUUAAAAUAAAGGGAGGCUCAAAUAUCUUCAUAACAGUAAAACAGAAGAAACAGUACCGUGCACUGAAGAAGCUGAUGUAUGAGGACUCUCAAAAACCAGUACCUCGCCCAGGAAACAAGUUCCAAGGAUUCAUCUUUGACUUAGUAACAAAUCAGAUUUUUAAUAUUAUCAUUAUGGCUCUUAUCUGUUUCCAAGCAAUAGCCAUUAUGAUACAAAGUGAUGAACAGAGUCCCAAAAUGGAUGCUGCUCUUUACUGGAUUAACUCAGUUUUUGUUAUGCUGUACACUGGAGAAUGUCUCCUGAAACUCAUCUCUUUCAAUUGUAACUACUUCACCAUCGGAUGGAACAUUUUUGAUUUUAUGGUAGUCAUUUUCUCCAUCACGGGACUACUUCUGCCUUCGAUGGUAGGCUACUAUCUUGUGCCUCCUUCCCUUGUGCAACUGAUACUUCUCUCUCGGAUCAUCCACAUCCUGCGUCCCGGGAAAGGACCAAAGGUGUUCCAUGAUCUCCUGCUUCCUUUGAUGCUGUCCCUUCCGGCAUUGUUGAACAUCAGCCUUCUGAUCUUCCUGGUCAUGUUUGUCUAUGCCAUCUUUGGAAUGUAGAACUUUGCCUAUGUUAAAAAAGAAGCUGGAAUUAAUGAUGUGUCUAACUUUGAAACCUUUGGCAGCAGUAUGCUCUGUCUUUUCCAAGUUACAAUAUUUGCUGGUUGGGAUGGGAUGCUCAAUGCAGUCUUCAAUAGUAAAUGGUCUGAUUGUGAUCCUGAUAAAAUUAACCCUGGGACUCAGGUUAGAGGAGAUUGUGGUAACCCUUUUGUUGGGAUUAUUUACUUUGUCAGUUACAUCCUCAUAUCAUGGUUGAUCAUUGUAAACAUGUACAUUGUUGUUGUUAUGGAGCUUUUAAAUAUUGCUUCUAAAAAACAAACCAAGGCUUUGAGUGAAGAUGAUUUUAGGAAAUUCUUUCAGAUAUGGCAGAGGUUUGAUCCUGAUAGAACCCAGUACAUAGACUCUAGCAAGCUUUCAGAUUUUGCAGCUGCUCUGGAUCCCCCUCUUUUCAUGGCAAAACCAAACAAAGGCCAGCUUGUCGCCAUGGAUCUUCCCAUGGCUGUUGGGGACAGAAUUCAUUGCUUUGACAUCUUACUUGCUUUUUCAAAGCGAGUUAUGGGUAAAGAUACAAAGAUAGAGAAAGUUCUAUCGGAGAUGGAAUCAGGGUUUAUGUUAGCCAACCCGUUUAAGAUCACAUAUGAGCCAAUUACAACUACUCUGAAACGAAAACAAGAAGCAGUCUCAGCAACCAUCAUUCAACGUGCUUAUAAAAGUUACCGUUUGAGGCAGAAUGACAAAAAUACAUCAGAUAUUCAUAUGAUAGAUGAUGACAGGGAUGGUCAGGCUAUCUAAGAAGAUGCCUAUUUUGAUAAAGCUGAAGAAAAAACUAUUCAAAACUAGAUCUAAUCCCACUUACCACCUUUUCACUUUCUUCACAUAUCCCCCAAGUGUUAAACGUUUAAACUAGAAAUAAAAGCAAAAAUUAGAGAAAGUAGAAAUUUCACUUGAUACUUGUUUACAACUCAUGGAAGUUAAGCUUGUUUUCACAAGACUCUGUGUCAAAUUCAUUUUUUAACCCUAUAUAUUUAGUGUAACCAGUACAAUCCUUUAAACUACUGCAGUGGUUAAAAUUGCCAUUUGAUAAUCUGUUGCUUGUUUUCUCUAUACAGUUUAUGUGGUAUGUGCUUCUUCUGGAGAAUGGGGGGAUAGUGAUAGAGAUUAGCAGCAAAAGGGCUUCUUUGUAAUAUUUUAUGUGUACUUUAACUUGAUGGGAUUCAAGUCCCCACUUUCUUAAUGUAGGAUAGUGUUUAAAAAAACAGUACCAUGCUACAGGCCAUUAAAUUAUAAACUUGCCUUGUCAGGUGCCAAUUGGGGGAAGAGGAAGGGCAGUUCUUAGAAAGUGCCUUUGAGAUCAAUCACAGAGACCCUUGGGCUAAAUAAAACCACAUUUGAAAAGACUAAUUGAAGCUCUGUUUUUUGUUUAGUUUGUUUUUAUUUUCUUUUAUUUUUGGUAUGAGGAAUUAACGUUUCAUUGUUCCUGGAUUCUUGGUUUCUUAUCUAUGGCUAGUUCCAGCUAGCUCCAGUUCUUUAAUAGAAUCGCUUUGUAGAACAAGAGUAAUAAAGGGAAAACACUUAAGACCUAGGUGUUUUUCAUUUUUCUCAUUUACAUUUUUAAAGUAUACAUUUACUAAAAUGAUAUAGUAGGGAAUAUUUUAGUAGACUCAAGUUUAAUCAUAAAACUGAUGUGCUUUUACCAUUUAUCUAUGUCAGUAUAUAAGAUCUGGCAAAUGCAUAUCAUAAUAUGAAUUAGAAGAGUCAAGGGCUAUCAUUGUAGGGGUUUUCACAGUGUCUUGAUCCUUAGUUGGGAAACUGUGGCCACUUUGAAGUAUUUUUCACUGUACUUUAUGAUUCUUUAUAAUGUAGAGGAAGAAAAUGACCACUGAAACUGUGAGGACUCUGAUUUAGGAGAUCAAAGUGUAAGCUCAUUGUUGGUGGGGUUUUAUAAUAUUAAUAUAUGCAAGUUAGUUUUCACUUACUUUUAUCUUUCCUAGUUUUUUUGUUUUUAUCUCAUUAUAUACAUAAUUAUUCUGUAAAAUGUUUUAUGUUUGAAAACUUUUAUUUUCACUAUUGAAAUUAUUUUUAAAAGAUAGGCACAAAGUUGUUUUUUGACAUAUUCAUAAAAAUGUCAUAUUCAUGUAAUUUGAGAAUCUGAAAUUUAUUCUUUUUGUAUGAAGAUUGAUUUCAAUGUGCCUACAAAGUUCUAAAAGAUUUAAAAGGAAAAUAUGUGUAUUGUUGACUUAAAUGACAAGUUUUCAAUGUUGUAUAUAUUCAAUACCACUUAAAUAUCAGUAAUUGUAUUUUGUUAUGAAUGCAUGAUGUUGAGCCUUAACUAUUAUAUUCCAACCAUUUCUGCUCCUCAAAAAUGUAUUUAGCCUGACCAAGAUGCCUUUGGGAGAUCCUCUAAGCAAAUGUAAAUUCAGGAUUCUGUUUCUUUCUUCUAUAAGUGUUCCUUCCCCUCCCUUCUCCUCCCAUUCUCCAUCAUGUGAUGUGGUAACAGCUGGUACUUUAUCUAAGCUUCUUAGUUUUCUAUAUCUUGGAAAUGCUUUAAUGUGAAAAUUGCUUCGGAAUUUAAACUGAAUCUUAGCUUACUUCUGUAAAUUCCGUAAAGACCGCAAACUGAUUUUAGUUUAAAAAUUAUGUUUUACUCGUAACUUACUCGUGUUUGCCAAAAUUGUGUAAGGAAUUAUUUUUAACAAAGUCUUACAGUGUAGUCUACCUUUUAGAUACUGUAGAGAAUAAUAAAUAUAACCUGUUAACCACA
Molecule: messenger RNA, 7419 nt
Organism: Pteropus alecto (black flying fox)
Lineage: Eukaryota; Metazoa; Chordata; Mammalia; Chiroptera; Pteropodidae
Gene: SCN7A
Product: sodium voltage-gated channel alpha subunit 7
Exons: 25
Coding region: 483-4658 (1391 amino acids)
Biological process (GO): membrane depolarization during action potential; neuronal action potential; sodium ion transmembrane transport
Cellular component (GO): plasma membrane; axon; voltage-gated sodium channel complex
Molecular function (GO): voltage-gated sodium channel activity
Source: RefSeq, a predicted model, not a curated record